Messenger RNA from Candida albicans SC5314, 714 nucleotides. RefSeq lists its product as uncharacterized. Lineage: Eukaryota; Fungi; Ascomycota; Pichiomycetes; Serinales; Debaryomycetaceae. Gene Ontology annotation, cellular component: cytosol. The transcript has a single exon. The record is from RefSeq and is a predicted model, not a curated record. The coding region runs from base 1 to 714 and encodes 237 amino acids.
AUGUCAACAACAACUAUCGAUAAACUUCUUGAACUGCACCAAGAUUUAUUUUUGCAAUCAAUUUCUCACCCCUUGACAAAUGAAUUAUGUGAGGGACUGUUAGCUGACUUCAAAUUAUUCACUUAUUUAAAUCAAGACCUUAAAUUUUUUCAAAUUGGACUCAAUUUAUUUGGUAAAACAUUAGCUUAUUGUGAUGAUUCCAAAUCAGCCAUUAUUUUGGGCAAACAAAUUGGAUUUAUAUCUACUGAUGAAAAUGAUUAUUUCACCAGAACUUUAAAAGAACUUGAACAAAAUGAUUUGACCAAUGUAUUAAAUUUGAAAAACAACAAAACUUUGAUCCUCCCCAAAGUUCAACAAUAUAUUGAUUAUUUACAAUAUUUAACUUUUGAAUCCAAUUCUUAUGUUGAAAUCAUUACCUUUAUGUAUACUAUGGAAAAAGUAUAUCUUGGUUGGGCGGAGUAUAAUGUUGCUCAAAAAACAAUUCCAUCUAAUUUACCUUAUAAAUAUCAAGAGUGGAUUAAUUUACAUUAUGGUCCUGAUUUUUCUAAAUGGGUUCAAUUUUUACAAAAUGAAGUGGAAAGAGUGGUUAAAACUAAAGAAGAUUUUAUUAUUUGUGAAAAAUCAUUUGUAAAAUCUCUUGAAUUGGAAAUUGAUUUUUUUCAAGCUUGUUAUGAUUAUCAUGAAAAUCGAAACGUGCUCUUUGAAUUCCAGUAA